Molecule: messenger RNA, 417 nt
Organism: Verticillium dahliae VdLs.17
Lineage: Eukaryota; Fungi; Ascomycota; Sordariomycetes; Glomerellales; Plectosphaerellaceae
Exons: 1
Coding region: 1-417 (138 amino acids)
Biological process (GO): protein folding
Molecular function (GO): Hsp90 protein binding
Source: RefSeq, a predicted model, not a curated record
AUGGAGGACGCCCGCGUCCGCCUCGUGCCGGACGAGGAGGACCCGCGCAGCAGCCUCGUCGUGCCCGUCGUGCUGCUGUACCCGACCGACCUCCAGUCGGACCUUGUCAAGGCCUUUGGCGAGGCCGACGUCCUGGCCGACCACCUGCGCUACAUCUUCCCGCUGCCCUGGGACCGCGCCGCCGCCUACACCCUCGACGCCACCGAGUGCUACGUCGAGACGGUCGACGGCGGCCUCAUGAGGUGGGGCAAGAAGAUGCCGCUGCUCAAGGUCCUGGCCUCCGGCAGCGUCGAGAUUGUCGAUGACGUCUUCAAGGUCUUUGUCGUGCCCAAGGCCAAGGCCGCCGCCUGGGUGGACGACUUUAAGAUGAAGAAGGCGGCCGAGAAGAAGCAACUUGUUGUUGGUGUUGGGAAAUAA